Molecule: messenger RNA, 2028 nt
Organism: Sungouiella intermedia
Lineage: Eukaryota; Fungi; Ascomycota; Pichiomycetes; Serinales; Metschnikowiaceae
Source: the annotation of a GenBank genome assembly
AUGAUGGCAACAUUUGGAAAUGACUCCUCCAUCGAGGGGGAUGUCUAUGUACAACGGCUAGCCACUUACAUUCGAAAAAAUGAAGAAGGGCUUGCCAACGGCUUGCUCUGCUUUUCCAAGGUACGGGCGGCCAACAACGUCAAACCACUUCGACCAAGCUUCACAAUCCAUCACUUGUACUAUAUCACCGAGCGAAUUGAGUCAUCAUCAUUAGGGGUCGAUGUGGGCCCGCUCAAUGUGAAGCUCGAUACACCGAACCACGAACCCACUUUCAUUUCGUUUAUGGCCAACAAUGCACGGACACUGCGUGUGUUUGACAGUGAUGCUCGUUCCAUAACUUCCAUCAACUCCGUCAAGUCCAUAGUGUCAAGUGCUUCGGUAUAUUGGCGCUCAUUUGCUUUCAGCAAGGACCCCAAGAUCAUCCAGAAGGAUGUGAAAUACUUGUAUUCGUCGUUCACGAAGAUUCCAUGUCUUAUUCUCAAUCCAAAAACAAAGAUCAACACCAUUGCAGGAUACGAAGAAUAUCCUUGUGAUACCUCGGUGCCCCUUAAGAUGUUCAAGAACCUUCAAGUGCUUGAACUUGUGGAAUACGAACCAAAUGAAGUGUUUGGAUGGCAUACUUUAAGUGAACAACUUAGAAUCUUAAUUAUCCGGAACUCCAAAGUCAGUGAUGUGGCUGAGGUAUUGUUCACUCUCGUAUUGGACGAUGAGACGGGCCGUUCAUCCUUCAGCGACACUCGUCAGAAAAAACAUGACCAUUUCGAGCACCUGGAAAUGAGCACUGCCUUCCAGCGUCCACGUAGAGAAAGGGCAAUGACUGCUGGGAAUAUGGUGAGAGACACUGGAGAAGGAAAAUGGCCACACACAUUCCUGACUUCGCCUGACCGUGACGCUACCACGUUGCCGGACAACAAGUGGUUCUACUUGAAGCAGUUGACCGUCACCGAGAGCUCCAUCACUUCCAUCCCUGCAUUUGUGUUCAAGCCCUUGUCUAAUGUGGUAAAACUCAACCUCUCGAACAACUUGCUAGAAGAUUUACCUGAGGGCUUGGAUCAGCUUCACAACGUGAAGUAUAUGAACUUCGCAGACAAUUACAUUACGUCUUUGGAGAGACUUCCGCUGAACUUGGUCCAUCUCACCACCCUUAAUUUCAACAACAACAAGAUCAUAAGCAUUGACGGACUUCAAAACUUGUCAUCCAUCGAGAAAAUCGACCUCCGACGCAACAAAAUCAAGGAUAUGAAGCUGCUUAAGCCAUUAUUGUGGCAAAUUAUGGAUAGUGGCUCCAAACUCGCCAAUAUUUACAUCUCCAGCAAUCCACUACCCAAGACUUACAGAGCAGAUCUCUUCAACUUAUUCAACGGCGCCAAGCCCAAAAAUACCAUCAAAUUGGAUGACUCCCGUCCCGGCUACUUCGAGAGUGCCAUGUUACUAGAUGCUGACGGUGCAAUGAAGGCAUUUGCGAAAUAUAUGGGAUUCGAUAUUCCACUGGAAGAAACAACCCAGAUACAACAAGAAUCCCAGCAGCUGCCUAAAUCACUCAUUCCAACAACACCAGAAAGACAGAUUUUGAAACAAAGACAAUCAAAGUCCUCUAAUGACGUCCUAGAAUCCAUUGCCCUGCUAAACAUUCAGGACCUAGAGGCAACCAUUGCCAAUAGAAAGUGCGCAAGCAUCAUGACCACCGCAUCCACUACAGCAUCCAGCACGCCAACCGUGUCGACUCCUUCGACUGCAGACCAAAUCAACGUUCUGCCCAGUCCCUCAAUGUCGUUUUCCAAACCCAACAUGCCACUUCUACCGAACCAAAACUUGAGCAAUCAACCUCAGAUAUGUACAAACAAGAUUCCUUCCAUUACCAGGCAGUCUUUCCACUCGCCCAUGUUACACCAGAAUGUCAAUAGUUCAGCCACCACCUUGAAGAGCUCAGGCACCAUGACCAGAAUUGAUUUAGAUUCGACGCUGCUACAUAACCCAGCACCUAGUGUAAUUACGCCGGUACAGGUUCUGGUUGAGGGUUUCCAAUAG